UCAACAUCGCAAAUUGGGCCGAAAAAUCGAUCCCGUCGGAUGUAAUUUUGAGUCGUCGCUCGUCUCGAUUCGAUUUCAAAACUGUUCGGACCGUUCAAAAUUAAAGUUUUAUAAGGGACUCUGCUCCUGCGUGUGUGCUUUACUGUUAUUAUUGUGAGUUAUAUCAAAACAUCCAGUUAUUGUUGAGUGUAGAAAAAAUUCCAGCUAAAAGCAUGCAGCCCAUCGACACCUUAUUUUGAAUCGCAGAUUGAUAUUCAAUGCCAUACAUUCUGAUACGGGGUAAUCUUGCUUCCUACAGCCACAAAUACCCUUUUCGAGUGCUCGUUUCGGGAUUGAAAGCGGCCGAUCUCGAACAGCUAAACCGGUUCCCGUGCGGGGGAUACAGUGAUGAGGCAACGGUUGUCUAUCUGCAGCAUCCUUGCGUGAUACUGACGGCCUUGGAGGUUCUCGGAUACCGAGUGGUCGCGUCAUCCUCGACGGCGGUUAAACAGGACUACAACGAGUAUAUGUGGACUAUGCGAAAGGAGUUUAGCGAUCCAGAACCUUACAGCUGCGAGUCAAGUGCAUCGUCUAACAAUCUCACCGUUGAGCGGGAUAAUUUGGCUAACUUGGGCCGUGAGGUGAAUAGCCAACAUCAACAACAACAACAAUCCUCCACCUAUCUACCACCCCCCAUCAGUAAGCUAGACGUCCCGGAGUAG
Molecule: messenger RNA, 701 nt
Organism: Uranotaenia lowii
Lineage: Eukaryota; Metazoa; Arthropoda; Insecta; Diptera; Culicidae
Exons: 4
Coding region: 258-701 (147 amino acids)
Biological process (GO): negative regulation of biosynthetic process
Source: RefSeq, a predicted model, not a curated record